CCUGACCCACCCAGGGAUGGCUCAGUAUAAAUACAGCCACCCCUCCACAGCAGGCAGGGACCAGCAGCCCUGCUCCACUGGGGAUCAGCACAAUGAAGCUCUUCACAGGCCUCAUUCUCUGCUCCUUGGUGCUGGGAGCCCACAGCCUGCUUUCCUUCCUUGGUGAGGCUUUUGAAGGGGCUAAAGACAUGUGGAGAGCCUACUCUGACAUGAGAGAAGCCAACUACAUAGGUGCAGACAAAUACUUCCAUGCCCGCGGAAACUAUGAUGCUGCCCAAAGGGGACCAGGGGGUGUCUGGGCUGCUAAAGUGAUCAGUGAUGCCAGAGAGACUAUUCAGGGGAUCACAGACCCUCUGUUUAAGGGCAUGACCAGGGAGGAGCUACGGGAGGACACGAAGGCCGACCAGUUUGCCAACGAGUGGGGCCGGAGCGGCAAAGACCCCAACCACUUCAGACCUCCUGGCCUGCCUGACAAGUACUGA
Messenger RNA from Odocoileus virginianus texanus, 482 nucleotides. The record is from RefSeq and is a predicted model, not a curated record. Lineage: Eukaryota; Metazoa; Chordata; Mammalia; Artiodactyla; Cervidae.